GUCUAGCAAGCUUUCUUUUAUUACUAUUUCUUCUUUGCACAGGUAUCUUGAGAAGCGAUCGCCCAGGAGAAGGGUUAUGAACAAUUUCAAUAUUUACGGCUACAACUCCUUUGCUUCUAUUCAAGAAUAUUUGGAAGACGUAGCGAGAAGGCAUUCCGAUAUUGUAAAACUUCAACCUCUUGGUAACAGCUACCAAGGACGAACAGUAAAGUUGGUGAAGAUAUCAAAGAAUCCAAACGCUGGGAAUCCGAUUAUAUUCAUAGAUGCUGGCAUUCAUGCUCGUGAGUGGGCAGCUCCCGCAAUGGCACUGUACAUAAUCCACAGAUUAACUAACCAUCCCGACGGCCGACGAAAAGAACUGGAAGGAGUGGAUUGGUACAUUCUUCCCGUCGUUAACCCUGAUGGGUACGAAUUCACACGAUCAAGCAAGGCGAAUCGCUUAUGGAGAAAAACAAGGUCAAAAACAAGUACCAAUUGUUUAGGAGUAGACGGAAACAGAAACUAUGGAUACAAAUGGGCUGUCAGUGGUGUUUCUAAAGAUCCAUGCAAUAAGGAAACUUAUGCCGGCCCGAAGCCUUUUUCCGAACCCGAAACUCGGAUGGUCAGAAACGUCAUGAUGCAGUAUGGCCAACGAAUGAAAUUAUAUGUUUCACUACAUUCAUAUGGGCAAUACUUAGUGUAUCCAUGGGGUUACACUGGAGAUUUCCUUCCGAAAGAAUGGCAAAAACUGGACAAAAUGGCAAAAAGAGUAUCGGCAGCCGUUCAAAGUGCGGGUGGAGCGCCCUUUAAGGUCUUGAGCGCUGGAAAAUGGUAUGCUGCUGCUGGAGGUAGUGAUGAUUUUGCAUUUGGGGCGAUCGGUGUCCCGUAUUCUUAUACAAUGGAAUUAACUGAUGGUUAUGAAUUCGUAUUCCCAGAAUCCCUCUUGCGUAUAGUUUUGCCACAAUUUUAUGAAGGUUUCAAAGAGUUUGGUACUCAAAUAAAAAGGGAAUUCAAACCGAUGGAACAUUUCCGGGUAAAAAACACUUCUACAUCUGAUUCUAACGAAGACUGAAUAUACUUUACAUGAAUUUUGACAAAAUAAUAGUUUACAAAUAAAUUAUUCUGAAAACUCUUGUGUAUAUGAAAUCGAUUUCCAUUAAUAUGUAUGCGAGUUUUAUCUUGACGUAUAGUUUUUAUGACUGACAUAUUGCCAUAAAAUUUACGUACUACAAGGUUUUUUUUUAUUUUAACCGAGAAUUUCAAUAUAUUUAUUUGUACUGCAUUGGCAAUAGUUAUGUAUUAUUUAAAAGUAACUCUACUAUUUCUUUUAAAUGGUAUGAAGUGUAAGAAAGGUAGUAGUAGACAAUUAAUAAAGUUAAUAU
Diatraea saccharalis (sugarcane borer) is the source of this 1361-nucleotide messenger RNA. The record is from the annotation of a GenBank genome assembly. NCBI's taxonomy places the organism in Eukaryota, Metazoa, Arthropoda, Insecta, Lepidoptera, Crambidae.